Messenger RNA from Kogia breviceps (pygmy sperm whale), 7894 nucleotides. NCBI's taxonomy places the organism in Eukaryota, Metazoa, Chordata, Mammalia, Artiodactyla, Physeteridae. The record is from RefSeq and is a predicted model, not a curated record.
CAGGCAACAUACGCUGCCUGGGUAGGGAGCAGGGGCGGAGGGAGGGCCUUUCUUCCUUAGUCCAGAAUCUGGCAGCUGAAUCGGUUGCUGUGAAGCCUGAUCUGUCCACAGUCAAAGGCACGUGUGGAAAUCCACUCCCAGAGAAGAGUGAGUCCUUGGGGAAGCUGAUUUGGCCUCUGAAAUGUCUACUGACAGACACCACCCAGAGUUGACGGGGACUUCCUUCUCUCCCUUCGCUCUUCACAGGGGCACUGCCCCUUGGGAUGUGUGUGUGUUUUCCCUAGGUACGGGGUUUUAGUGCUAUAGUUUCUACUUUUAUCGACUUUUUUUUUUCAGAUUGUAUGGUGGUCACGGUGCACAUCGUAGCAUAGUUUAUGGUCAAGCAGCAGUUUCCAGAGUUAAUCAGCAGAUUCUUUUUUCUAAAUGUGGAACCCAGGAGAUAAAAUAGCUAUCAGCCUCGUGGGGUUUGAGUCUUCCUCGUCUGCGAAGAAGACUGUACUUUCUUUCUUCCUUGUAGGAACCCUCGGAGAACUCAGAGCCCAUUGUGAAGGUCGUAGCUCUGAGCUCUGUUGGCGGUAGCAGUGGUCAUUUUAUUUUAUACAUGUGGAGCACGUGUUCAGUCUCUGCCAAGGCUCAUUUCCACUGCCUGCUGAGCCCUUCGGGGCCUUCUGCCAGCCUCUCAGGAGCCGUGUGGGCUGGCACUGCCCUGCCAGUGCUGGGCAGUACUGGGCGGCGCUGGGUGGUGUGCUGAAGCCUCUGACUAUGAUUCGAAUCGCAGCCUUAAAUGCCAGCUCCACGAUUGAGGAUGAUCAUGAAGGAAGCUUUAAAAGUCACAAGACCCAGACAAAGGAGGCGCAGGAAGCAGAGGCUUUUGCCUUGUACCACAAGGCCCUGGAUCUGCAGAAGCACGACCGGUUUGAGGAGUCCGCCAAGGCCUACCACGAGCUCCUGGAGGCACGCCUGCUGCGAGAGGCAGUUUCGUCUGGUGAUGAGAAGGAGGGGUUGAAACACCCUGGACUGAUGCUGAAGUACUCCACGUUUAAGAACCUGGCCCAGCUGGCCGCCCAGAGGGAGGACCUAGAGACAGCCAUGGAGUUCUACCUGGAGGCGGUCAUGCUGGACUCCACAGACGUCAACCUCUGGUAUAAAAUCGGACACGUGGCCCUGAGGCUCAUCCGGGUACCCCUGGCUCGCCACGCUUUUGAGGAAGGGCUGCGGUGCAAUCCUGACCACUGGCCCUGCUUGGACAACCUCAUCACUGUCCUGUACACCCUCAGCGAUUACACCACUUGUUUGUACUUCAUUUGCAAAGCUUUGGAGAAGGACUGCCGCUACAGCAAGGGGCUGGUUCUCAAGGAGAAGAUCUUCGAGGAGCAACCGUGUCUCCGCCAGGACUCCCUCCGGAUGUUCCUGAAAUGGGAGCUGACCUUCUUUGGAGAGGUGGUUGAUGAGCAUGUAGGACAGAUGAUGAGUCCUGACAUGUCCAUCCACGAGGUGUCGGUGAGCACGGCCGAGUCGCAGGCCAUCAUGGACGAGGCCCUGGGGCUUCGGAGGAGGCGGCAGGCGCUGACCAUGCACGAGAAGGAGCCAGACCUGAAGCUGGUGCAGCCCAUCCCCUUCCUCACCUGGAAGUGCCUUGGAGAGAGCCUGCUGGCCACGUACCACCACCUCACCACCUGUGAGCCCCCGCGGCCCAGCCUCGGCAAGAGGAUCGACCUGUCUGACUACCAGGACCCUGGCCAGCCCCUAGUGUCCUCUGCCGUGGUGGCACCUGUCAGCGUGAUCCAGCCGAGCCCCAUCAAUGCCAACCCCGAGGUGACUGUGGCAGAGCCUGUGCUCUCUUACGCCCCCGUGGCCACGGCCAGCUUCCUGCUGCACAGCCCCAGCCUGUUGGAGACGGGCAUCCCCGCAGGUGAUGUUUCUGGGGGAGAUAAAUCCAAGAAAGGGGUGAAGCGGAAGAAGAUUUCUGAGGAGAGCGGGGAGACGGCGAAGCGGCGGUCCGCCCGUGUCCGAAACACCAAGUGCAAAAAAGAAGAGAAGGUGGACUUCCAGGAGCUGCUGGUGAAGUUCUUGCCAUCCAGGUUAAGAAAGCUGGACCCCGAGGAGGAAGACGACCCCUUUAGUAACUACGAAGUCCCGUCAGAAGCCAAACUGGAGAACUUCCCAAGUGUUGGGCCCCACAGGCUGUCCUUCGACUCAGCCACGUUCAUGGAAUCUGAGAAGCAAGACGUGCACGCCUUCCUUCUGGGGAACCUGAGCAACGGGGGCAUCUUGGAGCUCAUGAUGCGCUACCUGAAGAGCAUGGGCCACAGGUUCCUGCUGCGCUGGCCACCGGGCCUGGCAGAUGUCGUGCUCAGCAUCUACCACAGCUGGCGGAGGCACAGUGCCAGCCUGCCCAACCCGCUGCUCAGGGACUGUGGCGACCGGCACAUCCAGGACAUGAUGCUGAUGUCCCUCUCCUGCAUGGAGCUGCAGCUGGACCAGUGGCUGCUGACCAAGGGCCGGAGCUCUGCAGUGUCUCCUCGGAACUGCCCUGCGGGUGUGGUGAGCGGCAGGUUCGGGCCCGACUUCCCGGGAGCCCACUUCCUGGGGGACCUCCUGCAGCUGUCAUUCGCCUCGUCCCAGCGGGACCUGUUUGAAGAUGGCUGGCUGGAGUUUGUGGUCCGCGUGUACUGGUUGAAGGCACGAUUCCUGGCGCUGCAGGGAGACAUGGAACAGGCCCUGGAGAACUAUGACAUCUGCACGGAGAUGCUGCAGAGCUCUGCUGCCACCCGGGCUGUGGCGGGAGCCGAGCAAAGAGACGUCGUUAUCCGCCUGCCCAACCUCCACAAUGACUCAGUCGUCUCCCUGGAGGAGAUCGACAAGAACCUGAGGUCGCUGGAACGGUGCCAGUCACUGGAGGAGACUCAGCGGCUGUACGAGGCUGGCGACCACCGGGCCGUCGUGCGCCUGCUCCGCCCCACCUUGUGCCCCAGUGGGUUUGACCGGGCCAAACACCUGGAGUUCAUGACAUCUGUGCCUGAGAGGCCGGCCCAGCUGCUGCUGCUGCAGGACUCCUUGCUCCGGCUGGAGGACCACCGGCAGUGCUUCGAGUGCUCUGACGUGGCUCUGAAUGAGGCGGUCCAGCAGAUGGUUAAUGCCACUGAGGCUGCCGCCAAGGAGGAGUGGGUGGCCACGGUAACCCAGCUGCUGCUGGGCAUCGAGCAGGCGCUCUCAGCAGACAGCAGCGGCAGCAUCCUGAGGGACUCAUCCUCCGCUGCUGGCCUCACCCGUCUCACCAACAACCUCAUCCAGGUCAUCGACUGCAGCAUGGCCGUGCAGGAGGAGCCCAAGGAGCCCCAUGUGUCCUCGGUGCUGCCCUGGAUCAUCUUGCACCGCAUCAUUUGGCAGGAAGAGGACAGUUUCCGCUCCCUGUGCCACCAGCAACAGCUCCAGAGCCCGGCAGACGAAGUGACAGCCGAUCUGCCCAUGCUCCCUUCCUCCCUCAUGCUGCUCAACACGGCCCAUGAGUACCUGGGCCGGAGGGCCUGGUGUUGCAACUCCGACGGGGCCCUGCUGCGAUUCUACGUGCGCGUCCUCCAGAAGGAGCUUGCUGCAUCCACCUCUGAGGACACUCACCCAUACAAGGAGGAGCUGGAGACAGCCUUGGAGCAGUGCUUCUACUGCCUGUACAGCUACCCCAGCAAGAAGAGCAAGGCCAGGUACCUGGAGGAGCACUCGGCUCAGCAGGUGGAUCUGAUAUGGGAGGAUGCCCUGUUCAUGUUCGAGUACUUUAAGCCCAAGACCCUUCCUGAGUUUGACAGCUAUAAGACCAGCACCGUGUCCGCUGACUUGGCCAACCUUCUGAAGCGAAUUGCCACCAUCGUGCCCCGCACAGAGCGGCCAGCCCUGAGCCUGGACCAAGUCUCCGCCUACAUUGAGGGCACCUCUGCAGAGGUGCCCUGCCUCCCGGAAGGGGCCGACCCCUCCCCGCCGGUGGUGAAUGAGCUCUACUACCUCCUGGCCGAUUACCAUUUCAAAAACAAGGAGCAGUCCAAGGCCAUCAAGUUCUACAUGCACGACAUCUGCGUCUGCCCCAAUAGGUUUGACUCCUGGGCGGGCAUGGCCCUGGCCCGGGCCAGCCGCAUUCAGGACAAACUGAACUCCAAUGAGCUGAAGAGCGAUGGGCCCAUCUGGAAGCAUGCCACACCCGUGCUGAACUGCUUCCGGCGGGCGCUAGAGAUCGACAGCUCCAACCUGUCCCUGUGGAUCGAGUUCGGCACCAUGUCCUAUGCCCUGCACUCCUUCGCCUCACGCCAGUUGAAGCAGUGGAGGCCCGAGCUGCCUCCUGAGCUUGUGCAGCAGAUGGAGGAGCGGCGAGACAGCAUGCUGGAGACCGCCAGGCACUGCUUCACAUCGGCGGCGCGCUGCGAGGGUGACGGGGAUGAGGAGGAGUGGCUCAUCCACUACAUGCUGGGCAAGGUGGCUGAGAAGCAGCAGCAGCCGCCCACCGUGUACCUGCGGCACUACUGGCAAGCCGGCCACUACCUGCACGAGGAGGCAGCCCGCUACCCCAAGAAGAUCCACUACCACAACCCCCCCGAGCUGGCCAUGGAGGCCCUGGAGGUGUACUUCCGGCUCCACGCAUCCAUCCUGAAGCUCCUGGGGAGGCCCGACUCUGGGGUCAGUGCGGAGGUACUGGUCAGCUUCAUGAAGGAGGCUGCAGAAGGGCCCUUUGCCAGGGGCGAGGAGAAGAACGCGCCCAAAGCCUCAGAAAAGGAGAAGGCCUGCCUGGUGGACGAGGACUCCCACUCUUCAGCUGGGACACUGCCGGGCCCCGGAGCCUCCCUCCCCUCCUCCUCUGGCCCAGGUCUGACAUCCCCACCUUACACAGCCACUCCGAUUGACCACGAUUACGUCAAAUGUAAAAAACCCCACCAGCAGGCGACGCCGGACGAGCGCAGCCAGGAGAGCACGGCCGUGGCGCUCUCAGACUCCAGCUCGACGCAGGACCUCUUCAAUGAGCCUGCCAGCUCCCUGGAGGGUUCCCAGAAGCCCUACACAGAGAAGAGACCGCCCGCUCCCAGUUCCCAAGUAGGACCGCCUGGGAAAGACCUUCAGGGAGCUGCAGAGGAGAGAGGAAAAGCCGAGGAGUCCUCGGAGAGCACGGAAGUCUUCCAGGCCACAGAGCAAGGCAGCCAGAAGCCUGCUGCUGACCCCCCGGCCUCCGCUGGCACCCCUGCCAAGCCCCCAACUUCUGUGCCUGCCCCGUGGGAUGGGAGGAAGAGAGGGGACCCACUGGGGGAGCCAGCUGCCUUCCCCCAGGGGCUGCCUGCCGGUGCGGAGGAGCAGCGCCAGUUCCUCACAGAGCAGUGCAUCGCCUCGCUCCGCCUGUGCCUCAGCCGCUUCCCCCAGCACUACAAGAGUCUCUACCGCCUAGCCUUCCUCUACACCUACAGCAAGACCCACCGGAACCUCCAGUGGGCCCGCGACGUGUUGCUAGGUAGCGGUAUCCCGUGGCAACAGCUGCAGCACAUGCCGGCACAGGGGCUCUUCUGCGAGAGGAACAAGACCAAUUUCUUCAACGGCAUCUGGCGGAUCCCCGUGGACGAGAUCGACCGGCCGGGCAGCUUUGCCUGGCACAUGAACCGCUCCAUUGUGCUGCUGCUCAAGGUGCUGGCCCAGCUCCGGGACCACAGCACCCUGCUGAAGGUCUCCUCCAUGCUGCAGCGGACCCCGGACCAGGGCAAGAAGUAUCUGCGAGAUGCUGACCGCCAGGUCCUGGCUCAACGGGCCUUCAUCCUCACUGUGAAGGUGCUGGAGGACACACUGAGUGAGCUCUCGGAGGGGUCAGAACGCACAGGGCCCAAGGCCUGUGGCUUCCCCGGAGCCAGGAUGACCACCGACGUCUCCCACAAGGCCAGUCCUGAGGAUGGCCAGGAAGGCCUCCCGCACCCCAAGAGGCCCCCUCUGGCUGAUGGCUCAGGGCCAGGGGCCGAGCCAGGGGGCAAAGCAGGCCCCCACAACCACCGUCCUGUGGCUGUGGACGCAGGAGAUGGUGCAGACCAGGACGGGGAGCAGAAGGACAAGGAGAGCCCCCGGGCAGGCCCCACAGAGCCCAUGGACACGGGGGAGGCCGCCACCCAUGGCUCGGACUCGGAGCGGGUGCCACCCCUGCAGCCAGGCCGCCCCCCAAGAGACUGGGGCCCCGAGAGCCGGCCAGCCGAGCUGUCCCUGGAGGAGCUGAGCAUCAGCGCCCGGCAGCAGCCCAGCCCGCCCACACCGGCCCCACCAGCCGCCGCUGCCCCAGCCGCCACCCCUGGACCCAGGACAGGCGGCCACCCUGAGGAGGCACCUCCACGGCCCAGCCGCAAGAGGAAGCUCCUGGAGGACACAGAGUCCGGCAAGACCCUCCUACUGGACGCCUACCGAGUGUGGCAGCAGGGCCAGAAGGGCGUGGCCUAUGACCUUGGCCGUAUCGAGAGGAUCAUGUCCGAGACCUACAUGCUCAUCAAGCAGGUGGACGAGGAGGCUGCCCUGGAGCAGGCCGUGAAGUUCUGUCAGGUCCACCUUGGGGCCGCCGCCCAGAGACAGGCUGCAGGGGACACGCCCACCACCCCAAAGCACCCUAAGGACAGCCGAGAGAACUUCUUCCCUACAGCUGUGGCCCCUGCAGCCUCCGACCCCACGCCGGCAGACACCCCCCAGAGGCCCAGCGAUGGCCACACCAAGCCUCGUCCUGCGCAGGCUGCCGCCCCGGCUGUUGUCACCUGUCCUCCCUCGGCGUCAGCCUGUACCUCAGACCCGUCCAAGGAUCCCGGGCCCCCACGGCCACGCAGGCCCGAGGCCACCCCCAGCAUGUCCUCUUUGGGCCCAGAGGGAGAAGAGCUGACAGGAGGGGCAGAGGGUACGGGCUUCCUGCCCCAGGAACCGCGGUGCAGCGAGCAGGUGAAGACGGCCCCCGAGGGCCCUCCAGCAGAGCCGCACUGCUGGCCAGCAGAGGCGGCCCCCCGGACAGGUGCCGAGCCCACCUGCAGCCAGGUUGCCAGCUCCAAGGUGCCCAGUGGUGGGAGUGGCCAGCCACCCGAGGGCCACCUGGGCAAGGCUGAGCCUGGCCGGGCCAAAUCACGCCUCCUGCCCAACAUGCCAAAGCUGGUCAUCCCCUCGGCCACCACCAAGUUCCCCCCUGAGAUCACCGUCACGCCGCCCACCCCGACCCUGCUCUCGCCCAAAGGCAGCAUCUCAGAGGAGACCAAACAGAAGCUGAAGUCAGCCAUCCUGUCUGCCCAGUCGGCUGCCAACGUGAGGAAGGAGAGCCUGUGCCAGCCGGCCCUGGAGGUCCUGGAGACGUCGAGCCAGGAGUCCUCGCUGGAGAGCGAGACAGAUGAGGACGAUGACUACAUGGACAUCUGAGGGCCACUACCCAUGCACCACCACCCCCACGCCCCGCCCGGCGGGGUGUCCCCACCACAGGGCCACAGGCCACAGGAGCCCAGCAGGGCCUGCCUCCUUUUUUAUGAAGUGAUUUUCUUUGUAAACGUGACCGCCCCCUGCCAGGAGGCCGCUUCCACCCUUUCGCGGGCACUGCCUGGGUCACGGCAGUGGAGGGUCCUUUUCUGGUUGCUUUUCUAAUAAAGAUGGAACAGUCAGUCGUCUUGGCCUCUUUGUCCCCUGGGGUGGCGAUCCCUGUCCAGGCUUUCUGGGCCUUCCUCCCCCAGGCCAGGUCAGGGCCUGACCCACAGGCACCCGGGGAGCAGGCGGGAGCCACACGGGGCAGACGCUCCCGGGAGAGACAGCAGCCGGGCCUGGAAGGAACACAGGGGUGAGGGCACGUCCCUCCAGGGUCAGGGUCAGGAGGGUCCCAGCUGUGCUGAGGAGGUGGCUUGCACCCCAAUGUGAUGGGCACCCUGGGGAG